AUGACGGAUGUCUACGAGACAGGCACUGGUAAUGUCCUUGCAAUCGUCGAGGCAUAUACAAGAAACGAAUGUGACCCCAAGUAUAUCGAUUACCUGAAGUACUCUUUCUACACAGGCCAAGUGGAUUGGUACAUGAAGCAUGGGGGGACGAAGUUCGGGUUCAUCUCAACCUACGAACAAACGAUACUCAUUAAGCAGGAUCUUUUACAACAAACGGAAUUUUUUACGAUGAAAAGCAACCAUCAUGUCGAACAACAACACCACAGAUUUUCGCUACCGAUAUUGGAGUCCAAACUAGGGUCGUCAAUAACCUGCCCUACGUAUACAAGGGUCACAUCUUCAAGGACUAUCAUAUGCUGA
Molecule: messenger RNA, 360 nt
Organism: Aspergillus wentii DTO 134E9
Lineage: Eukaryota; Fungi; Ascomycota; Eurotiomycetes; Eurotiales; Aspergillaceae
Exons: 3
Coding region: 1-360 (119 amino acids)
Source: RefSeq, a predicted model, not a curated record